GGCAGGUUAUGACCGAGAGAACCUUGUCGGCACAUUCAUAACCAUAAAUCGUAAAUACAAACGGAGACGUAAUUGGUGACUUGUACCGGCAUCGACAUCCGCACCUCGUGAUUCAAGCUCUGUUCAGCGCAUUCCCUGUUUUCUUGCUCGGAGAUUUAUGAAACAUUGCCCAGCGAUUGACGACGACUCGACCUCACGAAUAACUGAUUGAACAAGGCAAUACAAUCACUUUCCACAACCCAUCAGCACAAACCAUCAGCACUACCCUCCCCGCCAUCGACAUUGCCUUCAGCAAAACUCGUCAUGUCCGGCAUCGAGGAUGUACAGAGUCAACGCAAAGACUACAGACACCCACACAGCGGCCAUAACCCGAUACCAACAAUAUCUGGAUAUCGCGAAGAGCAGCAACGGAGAGAUGAGCGAUACGGCAUUCCAGACGACCAAGAGGAAACGAACGAACGAAGCAGACGUGACAAGCUCGGUGAUGCGUACAACGCCUUCACUGGCAAAGAUGACGACAAUGCAGCGGAUAACGGCCCUACAUACCCAGCCGUAAACAAGAACACGAUACAAGAUGAGCCAGAGGCGGAGGAUCAUGCUGGACAGACCCACUUCUCGAAAAACACACAAUCAACACAAGACCAGGGCUCUCAGGACGGGUUCGAAGACACCACAGAGGGUUCACAGUAUGAGUCAAAUCCGAAAAAGGCGCGCAAGAAGAUGAAGAAAUUUAAUGCCGAUGGAACGAAACGAGAAGUUACGGAUCCAAUCACACAUCUGCCCGUCACAAUCCAUGAUUUUACCGACAAGGACCUGAAGAGCAUAGAGGUCAAUAAUCCGCCUGUGGGUUUUGAACCAAAGACAAGGACCGGAACGGAUGGCAUUGAAAAGACAGACGAGCAUUUUGAACAGGACCAGCAGGAUUCACAGGACUCGCACGCCGGCAUGCAAGCACUCUUUCCGCCUCCCGACUUCGAUGCAACACGAAACGAGAUUACCACUGUGUAUAUGCAUGCCGUCACAGUAGGCCUAGGAGUCAUUGCUGUUAGUCUAAUAACAGUGAGUGCGCUGUUUUCACCCACACGCCACACAACCAACUGGACAAGACACAUGUUCCGGGUUGUCGAAUAUGCAUCCAUGCUGGGGAUCUCAGCAGGUAUCAUAAUAUUCAUGCGGCAAUGGACAGCAAAUAGAAUUAAGAAUGUAUGGGAUGUCGAGGUUUGGCAUGCAGAGCGGAAGAGAGGCCGAAAGCUGGCAAAAGGCGCGAGUGCUGAGAGUGCGCAAUGGCUGAAUUCUCUCCUUGCGUCCGUGUGGCCGCUGAUCAAUCCUGACUUGUUUACUAGCAUCGCUGAUACUCUUGAGGAUGUUAUGCAAGCUAGUUUGCCGAGCAUGGUUCGUAUGGUGGCCGUCGAAGAUCUCGGACAAGGAAGUGAAGCGAUCCGAAUCCUCGGCGUCCGGUGGCUUCCCACUGGCGCCGCUGCCAGAUCUGUUGGCGCCGAUGGAAAGCUAAAAUCUGCAGACGAGGAGAAGGGCGAUCGAACUGUACAAGACAAUGGCGAAGGCGAAGAUCCAGACGCAGCGCAUGAUACUAUGGAGGCUGAAGAGGGCGAUUUUGUUAAUGUCGAGGUUGCGUUCGCAUACCGACCCUCUACUGGACGAGGUAUCAAGUCACGAGCAAAGCGUGCCCAUCUUCUUCUCUCAUUCUACCUUCCUGGAAAAGUCAAGCUUCCCGUUUGGGUACAGUUGUCAGGAUUUGUUGGUGUUGUACGUCUCCGACUGCAGCUUACUCCGGACCCACCGUUUUUCUCAAUCUGCACUUUGUCCUUCUUGGGCCAACCGAGAGUAACUCUUGGAUGUGUGCCACUCAUCAAAAAGGGCCCUAACCUCAUGGAUGUGCCCCUGAUUUCAUCUUUUGUGCAGUCUUCUAUAGAUGCUGCACUCGCCGAGUACGUGGCGCCCAAGUCACUGACGUUAGACCUCAAGGAUAUGAUGAUGGGCGAUGACUUCAAGAAAGACACGCUUGCGCAGGGUGUUUUCGUCGUUCGCAUCAAGCAUGCUUACGACUUCAAAGAAGGUGACGCAAGCUUUGGCCCCCUUAUCAAGGGCUCUGCAGACCCGUACGUAAGUGUAGCAUGGGCCAAAUUUGGGAAGCCGUUAUGGUCGACGCGUGUCUUGCAGAAGAACAUGGAGCCGUACUGGGACGAGACAUGCUUUGUGCUCGUUACAUCUGCUGAGCUUGACGUUGAUGAGAAACUGAGAAUCCAGCUAUGGGAUUCGGAUCGCACGACUGCUGACGAUGAUCUUGGACGCAUCGAGCUAGACAUUAAGGAGGUGAUGAAGAGCAAAGAAACCAAUGGCAAAAUGUGCGAUCGGGACGACGGUUUCAGGGCCGUCAAGGCUGGUGAGCCCAUGCCUGGCAGGCUAGUCUGGAGCAUCGGCUACUUCUCCAAGAAUAGGAUUACCGACGAGCAGUUGACAAGGCAAGAGGAGGAUCCCAAUAUCAAGACUAUAGAGCAGCUGAAGAAAAAGGUGUACGCAGAUGCUGAAAAAAAGCUCAGAGAGGCCACCGAGGAUCAUCGAACUGAAGUUGAACAACAAAAAGCUCAAGACUUCAAGGAGCGCCAGGAUCAACUCAUUAUCGCUUCACCACCAAGCGAAGACUACCCAUCGGGCAUUCUCAGCAUCCAGAUUCAUCAGAUUACAGGGCUGGAACUGGAGGUUCUGAACAAAACCAAGGCAGAGGAGAAGGGCGCAGCUGAGGACGAGGAUGACGGAGAUGAUCAUCUUCCAUCUGCGUAUUGCACAAUCAUCCUGAACCACAAGAAGAUCUUCAAGACCCGCACAAAGCCAAAGAACGCGAAGCCGUUCUUCAAUGCUGGUUGCGAGCGCUUUAUUCGCGAUGUCCGGAAUACAGAAGUUCAUAUUGCUGUCCGCGACAAUCGCGUUCACGAAGACGAUCCGUUGCUUGGUAUCAUCUAUCUCCCGCUUGAGAAGGUAUUCCACCAGCGCAGUCAGGUCAACUCUGUUUUCCCCCUAUCGGGUGGAGUAGGAUACGGGCGCGCACGCGUCUCCAUGGUGUUCCGCAGCGUACAAGUCCAAAUCCCACGAAACCUGCUCGGCUGGGAGUACGGGACUUUGGACAUCAAAUCCGGCGUGAAAGCCAUCAACCUUCCGAAAGACCUGCAGCCUCUCAGGAUGAAGGUCCGCUCUACGCUUGCCAAAGACAAACUGCACUCUCGCCGCAGGAAUGGCAGAGUCAACGAGGAAGAUGGUCAAGCUGUAUGGACAACACGCGGAGACCGCCCCAUCCGCCUCCCAGUACGCAUGCGCUACUCCUCACCCCUAGUCGUCGAAUUCCGCCAAGACGCCACCCUACGCGACCACACCCCCGCCUUCGGCAUCCUCUGGCUCAAAGACAUCCCCGACAACGAGCAAACCACCAUCCGCCUCCCCAUCUGGAAAGGCGACCUCAAGCGCGCAGAAAACAACAUCCUCACCUCAUGCGGCGAGCAAGUCGGCGAAGUCGAAAUGACUCUCACCUUCUGGUCCGGCCUCUCGGGCUACCACAACGGCCUUGCAAAAGGUGACAAGCAUCUCCGCCAGGUCAUGGAAGUCCUCGACAUCUGCAAUGACCAGGAGUGGUCGGACUGGGACGACUCGGACCACGGCGACAACGGCGCGCCGAACCUGCGCUCCAGCGCUUCGCACGACGACGACUCGUCUUCGUCGUCGUCGUCGGAUGAUGAUGAGGACCCAAAGAACUCCAAGCCCGACUUCUUGACUAAGCAUAGAAAGACGGAUUCGAAACUCAGUGAGGAUGGGAAGCGCAGUACUCUGGAUUCGCUCAGGGAUUACAAACAACACACUAAGGAGCUGCAUCGCAAGAAUCGCGGUAUUAUGCAGUGGAAGGGCCCUCGUACGCUGGCGUGGGUGAAACAUGUUGCUGGGCGCGGGACGCACAAGGUGAGCGGCUUGUUUCAUCAUCAUGAUCGGGAUGGAGUGGGUAUUGAGACGGAGGUUUGAUUGCGGGGCUUGGAGGGGAUGACGUGAUGUGUGUGUGUAUAUGUAUAUAUAUUUGGCGUUUGGGUGGGUGGGAAAGCAUACGCGGUGUUCAAAAACGUAGCAUUUUGGCGUUAGUGGAAUUGCAUAUGCUGGUUUCCUCGAUUGAGAGUGGAGAAUUUGUCCAAUUUAAAUACAUGCGCAUUGCGCU
This is a messenger RNA of Dothidotthia symphoricarpi CBS 119687, 4210 nucleotides long. Its product is annotated as meiotically up-regulated gene 190 protein. Bases 304 to 4023 code for a protein of 1239 amino acids. The record is from RefSeq and is a predicted model, not a curated record. Gene Ontology annotation, molecular function: lipid binding. The transcript is spliced from 3 exons. Lineage: Eukaryota; Fungi; Ascomycota; Dothideomycetes; Pleosporales; Dothidotthiaceae.